This is a messenger RNA of Fusarium tjaetaba, 2376 nucleotides long. RefSeq names its product membrane primary amine oxidase. Gene Ontology annotation, biological process: amine metabolic process. The transcript has 7 exons. The record is from RefSeq and is a predicted model, not a curated record. Gene Ontology annotation, molecular function: quinone binding; copper ion binding; primary methylamine oxidase activity. NCBI's taxonomy places the organism in Eukaryota, Fungi, Ascomycota, Sordariomycetes, Hypocreales, Nectriaceae. Gene Ontology annotation, cellular component: plasma membrane. The coding region runs from base 1 to 2376 and encodes 791 amino acids.
AUGCGCUACCCUACGAGCUUGAUUCUAUGUUUGGUUGCGUUCCUCGAUGGGAUAUCCGCCUAUCCUGGUCCUCCUGGUCCAGCAACAAGGCCACAUUCCCUAAAGCGGCUUUCAGAGUACAAGUCGUCGACUGAAGAAUGCGACUCCGGCAAAGAUGUAACCAUCAAGGCACCGGUAAAGAAUAUUUUUCAGAGCCUUACAGAUGAAGAAUAUGCCCAUGUGACAGCGUAUCUCCAUGACCAGAAGGAGCUCAACCUGACAGCGGUAGUCAACUCCACCUCUUGGGAUAAUGUCAUCGUGUCUCUUGACCUGUUACAGCCGAACAAGACAGAUGCAUUGGCUUACCUUGACGGCCAUGGUCCUGCUCCAGUCCGCUAUGCGAGAGCAACUCUCCAGUUCAACUCAGAGGUGCAGCCCUACAUUCAAGAGUACAUGGUCGGGCCACUCCCGAUGCAGCAGGGCGUGGCGCAUCACGAGGAACUCAACUACAUGUUUACAACUGGCCGAGGCCGAAUUAACGUGUACAACGCUGAUACUGAAGAAAUCGCCGCUUUCAACCUCAAGAUUGGUGCUGGGAUAAAGGAUAUCACAGAGGAACUUCUCAAUGGCACCGCAACUGGUGCCAAGACGGAUAACCUGCUGAUCGCAGGCAGUGAUCCGCUAAUUCACCGCAACGAUAGGGUCUACCAGUGGAACGAGUUCUACUCUGCUCAUACUGGUGAAUUCUACUCUGAGACAGUUUUACCCACCAGUCUGCAGUUCAAGGUCGACCUCACCGGCCGAGAUCCAUCGAAGUGGAAGGUGGUAGGCUGGUACUAUGAUGGCAGCUUCUGGCCGACCACUGCCGCUUUUCGUAAGGGCAUCAAGACCUUGAAACGAAAGCCAGGUCCAGUCGUCGAUGGAUCGUGGACUUCUACUGAUCAACAAGGCGACAAAUUUCCACGUGAUCACUUAUUUCCCCCUGUUUCUGUCCAGCCAGAUGGCCCUCGGUUCAGAGUGGAUAGAGAGCAGAACUAUGUUGAAUGGAUGGACUUUAGCUUCUUCCUCUCAAAUCACAAAGAAACGGGUCUGCAGCUACACGAUGUCCGGUUCAAGGGUGAACGGAUCAUCUACGAAUUCGGCCUACAAGAGGCACUUGCUCAUUAUGCCUCACAAGAUCCCUUGCAUGCCUCAUCAGCUUAUCUUGACUCCUCAUACGGCAUAGGAACCAGCCAAUGGAACCUGGUCGAUGGGUUUGACUGUCCAUCGCAUGCUACCUAUCUCAACACAACGUUCUACAUCAGUGAGACUACACAUGUACAUCCCAAUAGUUUGUGCUUAUUCGAGUACGAUACUGGGUAUCCUAUCCAACGUCAUCUGACCAUGGACCAUGUCUCUGCUACCAAGAACAUUGUCUUUACCGUACGCAGCGUUUCAACGGUGGGCAACUAUGACUAUCUCUUUGAGUACACUUUCCAUUACGAUGGAUCUAUCGCCGUCACUGUUCGGGCUUCGGGCUAUAUCCAGGGAGCCUUUUGGUCCGGGGACGGUGAUUAUGGAUUUCAUAUUCAUGAUAAUCUGUCUGGAUCUAUGCAUGACCAUGUCAUCAACUUCAAGCUGGACCUGGACAUCAAGGGUAGAAAGAACAGUUUGAUGAAGACAGAGUUUGUACCACAUACUCAAGUCUACCCAUGGUCUGAUGGCCAGCCUAUCAACACCAUGAAGAUCAACCACUCGUACAUUGCUAGCGAGGAUGACGGCAAGAUUAACUGGGCACCAAAUGGAGCUACUUCGUAUUCAGUUGUUAAUAAGGACAAGUUAAAUGACUUUGGGGAGGCGCCUGGUUACUCCAUAACCCCAAAUAGUGGUAGCACUGCGCAUCUGACCGUCAAGUCAUCUUCGGCCCUAGGCCAAGCCGCCAACUGGGCCAACCAUAAUCUCUACGCCCUUCAGCACCACGACACUGAACCAAAGAGCGCAUAUGCCUUUAACAGCCACGACUUGCAUCACCCAGCUGUUGAUUUCAACAAGUUCUUCAACGGAGAAAGCUUGGAUCAGGAAGACAUCGUGCUAUAUUUUAAUCUCGGCAUGCAUCACCUCCCCAACACAGCCGACCUACCCAAUACAGUGACUACGAAAGCUGCUUCUUCCAUGAUGAUCUCUCCGCAGAAUUACUUUGCCGGUGACCUAUCACGACGGACUGUACAUCAAGUUCGAAUGUCAUUUGACAAGAACUCCAAUGUCACCGAGGUCAAGAGGUUCGGUGUGAAGCAGCCUACCUGCGCGAUUGAUAUGAACAGUGUGGCACCAGAUCUGAGCAAGUUUGUCGGGGAGAUCGAGAUUCCCAAGUUUCCUUGGAAUCCGAGCGGUAGUCUUCAGACCAACCCUGGUGGUUAA